This is a messenger RNA of Adineta ricciae, 1017 nucleotides long. Lineage: Eukaryota; Metazoa; Rotifera; Eurotatoria; Adinetida; Adinetidae. The record is from the annotation of a GenBank genome assembly.
AUGGCUACUGAAAACGAAAGUCAGAAUAUACCCAUACCUACGAAAGAGUCGGAGGUACCAUCGAAGGAAAAUACGCCUAAGACAUGUGCUACCUGCGAAGUAGUAAUUGGUGCUAAUGAUAUUAAAUUACAAUGUAAACGUGAUCAAUGUGGAGCAGUUACUUGCAAUUCAUGUACAAAACUAAUGGUUGAAGUUAUGUUCGGUCAACCUGUUUUGGAGUAUCCAUUGAAAUGUUGUUCAUGCAGCAACGCUUAUGAUUCGAUUGAAGUUGAUCAAUUGCUUGCCAAGCAUCCUAGUUAUGAGCAAUACAUUGCCUUUAUUCUUCCAUUAUUUUGGUCCAAAGAUUGUCUGGAAGAAAAUGAAAAAUUAGCGCAAUGUCCAUUUUGUCCGUAUGUAGAAAUUCAUACGACUGACACAUGUCCAAUUCAAUUCAUGACCUGUCAACAUCCGGCUUGCGGCAAAAAAUCUUGUUUGAUAUGUCUUCACGAAAUAACUGAUGAUGAAUCGAACCAUCGAACGACAUGCGUUGAACUUCAAUCAUAUAAAGAAUUGGUUGAAAAGGCUAUUGAAACCGGAUCGAAACAACAAUGCCCUCAUUGCCAUCUUACUGGCUUGAAAGAUGAUGGUUGCACACAUAUGACAUGCGAGCGAUGCGGAUUAACAUGGUGUUACUUAUGUGGCAUGAAAGAAACAGAAUGUCUAGUUGGCGAUGAUGAUGAUCCAAGCUUUUCAGCUCAUAACAACGAGUGGGAACAGCAUGUAGGUCGUUGUCCAAUGAGUCUGGUUAGCAUCCAUGAACUUGAUGAUCGAUGGCCAGAUGAUGAUGAAGGUUGUCUGGAAUUCUUCCACCGCUAUCGAACAUUAUGUGAACUUUAUGAUGUGAUGAAAAUUGUCGGCGAAGAUAGAUUCGAUGAACUCAAUCAAACAUUCGGUAUUAUCGAUGCAUCUGGUUAUACCAUUGAUGAGAUAAAAGACUACGACAAUCGAAUGCUAAUAAAUUAUGGUGCAACUGAAUAA